UACCCCCGUCAGGUGCAAAGAGCCUUUUAUACAAGUGCCACUGGUGGAGUUCGUGUGUGUGGGAACUAAAAGAUGAAGGUCUUACUGUACGUGUGUUUCAUCUUGUUUGUUACUAAUGAGGCAACUGGACAGACACCAGACCCCAGUAAUAAUGUUAUUAACUUUAACCAAUGUCUGAAUGGUGGGGCGAUCUGUGAUGAGAAAAUUAGCAGAUGUAUCUGUUUCGAGGGACAACCAUUCUGUCGGUGCAACAGUCAAAAAGGUGAGUUUUACAUUAAUGAAGACUGCUCUCAGAAAUGGACAGUUGUGACCUUUGCCCUGGUAGCAUCUCUGCCUGGUCUCACACUCGCUGUGUUGGUUGGGGUGGUUGUUUAUGUGAUGAUGUUGCCAUCAAACAAGAGCCACACAGGUGAAGGAAUGACGACAUCCAAGACAGCCUCUAAAGAGCAGGACUUGUUCCCUGGUGUUGCUUUUGCUUCUGAUAUGAAUGGUCAGCCUCCCCCUAACAUGAGACCUGUACAACAAGGUCAUAUUCCCAUGACAGCCAUGCCCAUAUCAAGUGGGAUGCGUGAUCCUCAAAUGGGAGGUCCUGCUCGGCCCUAUAGCAUGUACACCGGGAUGCGUGACCCUCCCAUGGGAGGUCCUGUGCAGCCCUACAGCAAUGGCGCAGUUCGGGGUCAGAUUGUUAGCAACCCUUAUGCUAGAGAUUCACCCAGCCGAAACCCCUAUGAAGAGCACAGUCCUUCUGCAGACCACCACAGUGAUUACAGACCACGUGUCCCUUCACACACAUAUGGUGACCUGAAACACAACCAGCCCUAUUCUCCUGCACCACUCUAUGGUUCCUCUGAGCAUGGAAACCUCCGCAAUGGAUUUCCACGACCCCAAUUAAGUCUACGAUACUAGAUUUAAAAAAAAAAAAAAAGAUUUUUUCUGUUAAAACAGAAAAUAUAUUUUUAGAAUUUUGAACAAUGGAAGAAACAAAAGUUAUACAAUAAAGACUUGGCCAGGAUGUUGAAUGGGAAUGACACGAGGAAUUUACGGAAAACAACUUUUAUUUCCUACUUUAAAUCUGAUCUCUAUUAUCAGCUGUAAAUAUGUUUAUACUGGGUGAUUUAUAUUGAAAAAUUAAAAUAGUAAAAAAUUUAAUUCUUUCCUACAUUAAAUACAAAUGCAAUUCUGCAACCUGUUUGCUUCCUCACUUGAAAUUCCGAAAUUUAUUUGGAGUUUAAAAAGGCAUUCUCAACUCAAUUAUGAAUGGCAUAUAAAAAAUACCAGAUUUUUGGUUGUCAUUUUGGAUCAUCAGCUUUUGCACUUGUAAAGUUGAUUGCUGUCAUUAAAACAAGGACAUACCGAAUAAUCCUAAAUUCAUGUUCCUUUUUUCAAUUCAAUGUCUCUCAAAUUGUUAUGCUGAUAAUACAUUUGAAAUGUUUUGUAUUAAAUCACAAAGCAAGCAUUAUUACUAGAGACCUCAGAUUGAUAGUUGAUUUCUCUUUGUUUACUGAAGAACUGAAAGUUGACCUCACAAUGAGUUUUCCAAAAGAAAAGCAAAGCUGGCAGAUAAAUACAUUUCAGAUUAAAACGGCAGUCUAGACAGUUUGUUUCAACAUCCCACAGUUUCUUCAGCAAUUCUGAACCACAUUGUCAGAUCCAUGCAAGUGCUGAUAUUAGUUCUAAAUGCUCUUUCAGAACCGUCUUCACUGAAGUAUCUCUUCUGAAACAGACGAGGCCUAGCAAUAUCGGCUAAUACUUAACGAACAUGCAGUCUUAACUGGCUUCAAAUCAAACAGCACAUUAGGUGUAAUUAUGUGGGUGACAAUGUCCUUCUGAGUCAACUGAUUUUGACUCUAAAAGCUGACAGUACAGGGAACACUUCUGUAGAAAUGCUGCACUCAAAACAACAUCCAUGAAAAGGCAAACUUUUAAUCGUGUAGGAAAGGGUGACGCCCAAACAGCCGUCUCCA
Molecule: messenger RNA, 1964 nt
Organism: Sinocyclocheilus anshuiensis
Lineage: Eukaryota; Metazoa; Chordata; Actinopteri; Cypriniformes; Cyprinidae
Exons: 9
Coding region: 73-906 (277 amino acids)
Source: RefSeq, a predicted model, not a curated record